AUGCGUCUCUCAAUUUACUCCGUCUUCGCGAUCCUCAGCACAGCGGUCUUCGCUCACCCCGCUACUGAGGCAGCACCUCUCCAGGCUCGAACUAAUGGCUGGGCUAUCAAGAACUUCACCCGAACCAGCUCCUCCCCCUCAUCUCCAGUAACCUACACCCUCAUCCUCGACACCUACGGCGCUCUAACCAACUGCACCCUCACCGACAGCACCAACCCCGCCUGGUACCACGCUUGGUACGAUCUCCCCUGUAACAAAGACACUGGUGCUCCGUACCAUUUGUCCUGGGGCUGGGACUACCCUGGUGACUUCACGGUGUUGACAGUUGAGUCGUUCCCGCCGAGUGGGCCGAGACAGAAGGUGUACUUUGGGUAUGAUCAUCCGAAUGCGAAGCUGCCGGGUACGGUGUACUAUCCUGAUCAGGGGUAUAAUGCGCCGCAGUAG
Molecule: messenger RNA, 444 nt
Organism: Cadophora gregata
Lineage: Eukaryota; Fungi; Ascomycota; Leotiomycetes; Helotiales; Ploettnerulaceae
Exons: 2
Coding region: 1-444 (147 amino acids)
Source: RefSeq, a predicted model, not a curated record